Dryobates pubescens (Downy woodpecker) is the source of this 2582-nucleotide messenger RNA. RefSeq names its product transmembrane protein 263. The record is from RefSeq and is a predicted model, not a curated record. The transcript has 4 exons. Bases 290 to 703 code for a protein of 137 amino acids. NCBI's taxonomy places the organism in Eukaryota, Metazoa, Chordata, Aves, Piciformes, Picidae.
ACAUCGGGCAGGAGGAGCCGGAGCCCAGCGCCGGGGGAGACGGGGACGCAGCCGCCGGCGACAGCCGCCCGCCCUCUCUCCCUCCAUCCCCGCCGGGCGGUGCUCCGGGAGACGCGGCAUGAAGGUGUAUGACUUUUGAAGUGGUCCCCUCUCGCUAAUCAGUCUGAAACACGAGGCACACCAUGCAUUCCCCAUCAACCAUCUAGCAGUACAAAUUAAUUAUUGAUCAGCUAGAUUGUAAGCUCUUUGAGGCAGAAGCUGUGCAUAGCUGUGGUCUGUACCUGUCCUGAUGGAGGAAUUUGGCUCAGGCCUUCCUCUGAGUCAAGGACCAAGCUUAGAAACACAGAUGGUGGAAGAUGAAACUGAGACAAGAAGUGAAGAAUUGCCUCCUCAUCUGCGGGAAGAGCCUCCCGAAGAUGCCAGCAAGGACCAUCCGCAGCAGCAGGCAGGGGUGAUCUGGAGAGUGACCGGCGGCCUGUUCAGUAUCACCCGGGGAGCGGUGGGGGCCACUCUGGGAGGAGUUGCCUGGGUGGGCAGCAAGAGCCUGGAGCUCACCAAAACAGCUGUGACCAGCGUGCCCGCGGCUGGCGUCGGACUGGUGAAGGGCAGCGUCUCGGCGGUGACCGGCGGCGUCGGCGCCGUGGGCAGCGCGGUCGCCGGCAAAGUCCCUUUCACUGCAAAGAAGAAGGACAAGGCUGACUAAUCCCCACCACGGCCCCCUUCCACAAGAUCGACCUGCCCAUACUGUCCCCCUACACAGCACCUCUUUGAGUUGGAACCAGCCGCUUCAGGGAGGGUCAAGCACCCCAGCAGACUCCGGCUGCAGCCUGCUCAGCACCGCCUGCCUGGCUCAGAGCUCACAGAGCCGCUGUCAAUGCCUUUCACUCCCAUCACCUACUGGGAACCACCUUUACUCUGAGGACUUUAAAGGCAUCAUUGUCUCUGUCUUUCAGUUUCCUUCUUCCCUUCUUGCUCUUGUAGGCACAGGGGAUGGGAGAGGAGGGUAUCCAUCUACCUGGAGGUGGGCAGGAGUAACAGGGGAGGGGGGAAGAAUUUUCCUGGCUUGAAGUGUGGGUUGUGUAGUCAAAUUCAACUUCAACUGGGAGGACAGUCUGUGAAACACUCCUUCCCUUGGCUCUGGGAGGUGUGUUUUGGGGGUCUGCCUGGUAAAGAACUGUAGAAAAAGGUCCCAUUGACACAAAGGAGAGAUACUGUGAAGAGGAGGAAGCCUCUCUCCUGCCCUGCACCUCUUACUUUUUCUUUGCAGGCCCCAUCCCACGAGCUGCUCCAAAUCACUUUCUCCCUGGCUGAAUUGCACCCUUCAGAGAAGGAUCCCUCAAGCUCAGCAGAGCAGGUCUGGGGAUGAUGCCACACAAGAAUAUGGUAUGUGCUGGGCCAUCAACUUCUGCACAGAGUUUCUCGGUGAGAGGCAGGAGAGUGAAAGCUGCUGUACGUUCCCAUUUGGGGAGGGAGGUGAGAGUGGCAUCUGCCAGGCUUCUGUGAUACUGCAGCACAGGUAGUGAUGCUCCACAGAGAGACACAGGCCUUUGGGUUUGAGCCUUGAAGCAUUUGCAGUAUCCCCAUCUGCAGCAGGGGCAUUUUGACUCUGGGCCACACUCUCGUUCUCAGACAUCACUGAUAACCACAAGCAAGCAUGUUCCCAAAUGCCACCCAAGUUCUGCCACGGGGAAGGAGGCCAAGAGCAUUGCUCCCCCUGUGACUCAGCACCCCAGGAGCUGUGGCUGGGGUGUGAGAGGACUGUUGCUGUGUUGGAGAAUGCUUCCCUGAGGUGCUGAGCAUGCUCCAGCAGCAGCCAGCCUGCACGGGGACACCAGCAGCUCCUCCUCCACAUGCUGCUCCUGGGGCUGCUCUAAAUGACUGUGUUGCACUAAAGAGGCCACCCACGCUUGCUGUGCCGCAGAAACCCAGACACCUGCAUCCAUCUGGGACUCUCAGCCAUCCUCAGCCUGGCCUGUGAUGCUCAAGGGGCCAUGUGGCAUCACACACACACAGUUGCACACACACAGACACUCACCCCCAGGUCCCCUGUGACCCUCAGGAUGAGGAAAGCCACAAGCUCCAGCACUGACUCCCCUGCUCCCGGCUUUGCCAGGUGGUUAGCCUGGGUGGUUAGGUGUUGGAUGCAUAGCCAAGUGCAGCAGUGCUUGUGCUGUAGCUGGUAAAUGUGUCUGUGUUAGUGUGUGUCUGUAUCAGCCCACGGGCAUGUCUUCAGCCAGGGAAGCAAAACUGUGCCACUGCCCCAGAGGAGCUUGCAGGCUCAUCCUCAGCACUUCCAGCUUCUAGGGUUUUUUUAAUAUGGUAGGAUCCUGGUCAAAACAAAAAUCAAGUUGUAGAGGAUGCUUCCCCCUCUGUUGCCCAAGAGUGUAGUUUAUUGAAACCAAAGGAAUAUGAAAAUUCAUUCCCCCCUCUCCCAUCUAUGCUGUUUGUUUACCUUCUGCCCUAUCUCUUGGACAUCGAAGCCAACUUCCUCGAUCUUCAUUUCCUUUGGAGGUCAUCGCACUUCCUGGCUGCUCUCUUGUGCUUAGGACUCAGACAUCAGGGAAUAUUUAAGUACACCACCA